UCCAUACUUUCUGCGCUGCUCGAAUUUAUGUUCAUUCAUAUCUCCUGGUGGUGAAGAUUUUCCACACGCAAAAGGUGACGAAAAGUUUGCGAGCCGAAAUUUACCAGUUAUUUCCCGUCGGAAACCGUUGCAAACAGCAGUCAUCAUGAGCGCAAGGAACGUUGCCUGUCUGGCCGUGCAGAGCGCCCGCCAGUUCUCCCGGACGUCGGUUGCCUCGUCCACUGAAGUCGCCGAGGGCUACAAACAUCUGAAGAACAUCCAGGCCAGGUUCCAGAAACCCGAUGGCAAGCCAGUAUUCCUGAAGGGGGGAACCACAGACAACGUACUGUUCGGUGUGACCAGCUUGCUAUGCCUGGCCGGUAUGCUGGGAAUGGGCAAGCUGAUCUAUCAGCUUGCCUACCCCAAACAGGAGGAAUAAGCGCCAGCGCGGAACCUCUGUAAUUUAAUUCUUAAGAGAAACACGGUAGUCAAAAUUGUCUCAAAACCGGCAUUUAGUCGAGUUGAGUGUCACACGACGAUUGGUUGUAGUUGAAGAAAUUUUUUGGAUCGAUACGGGAUUAUAAUCGUGCAGUGGGGGGAACAACCCUUCCCAGCGAUUCAAAUCGAUAAUUCCAUUUUAAAUGCAGUUAAACCAAGUUUAUGUGUAACCAUGGGUAAAAUGUUGUAUUUAAAGCUGUGCAUUUAAAAUACAAGGCGAAUAAAUGUUUGUUUUGAACAAUGUGGCAAUAGAA
Molecule: messenger RNA, 731 nt
Organism: Ochlerotatus camptorhynchus
Lineage: Eukaryota; Metazoa; Arthropoda; Insecta; Diptera; Culicidae
Gene: COX7A
Product: cytochrome c oxidase subunit 7A, mitochondrial
Exons: 3
Coding region: 146-418 (90 amino acids)
Biological process (GO): mitochondrial electron transport, cytochrome c to oxygen; mitochondrial respirasome assembly; regulation of oxidative phosphorylation
Source: RefSeq, a predicted model, not a curated record